Rhinopithecus roxellana (golden snub-nosed monkey) is the source of this 1627-nucleotide messenger RNA. RefSeq names its product phosphatase and actin regulator 1-like. The coding region runs from base 182 to 691 and encodes 169 amino acids. The record is from RefSeq and is a predicted model, not a curated record. Lineage: Eukaryota; Metazoa; Chordata; Mammalia; Primates; Cercopithecidae. The transcript has 4 exons.
GAUCAGCUGAGGAUCAGCACUCACAACGGCGGACACUUAAUCAUGCUAUUUAUCAAAUAGACCUUUAUAAAACGGAUAGUAUGUGAAUUUAACAAUACAUGUUCCAGCGAAUAUAAAGCAAGGAAAGGCUGGUGUUCCAGUGAACAUUUUCUCUCAAAGCUCUGUGUUUGGAACCUCAAGGAUGGAUUAUCCCAAAAUGGAUUAUUUUCUGGAUGUGGAGUCUGCUCAUAGACUCUUGGAUGUUGAGUCAGCUCAAAGAUUCUUCUACAGUCAAGGAGCUCAAGCUCGCCGGGCGACCCUGCUCCUGCCUCCCACAUUAAUGGCGGCAUCCUCGGAGGAUGAUAUAGACCGGCGGCCCAUCCGGAGAGUGCGCUCCAAGAGCGACACGCCGUACCUCGCGGAGGCCAGGAUCUCCUUUAACCUGGGGGCAGGCGUUUCCCUCUUUGGGGAUAUGGAUGAAGCAAGAAUGGGACCAGCAGUGUCAACUCUUGGGUGUCCUAUUGGACUUGAGCUGUGUUCCCUAGAAAACCACAGCCUCCUGAAGACAGCCCCUACAUACACUACAUCAGCCCACAUCUGCUCAGGCCCCUGUACAGGUGGACAAUUCUCUACUCAGGGUAUGAGCCCUAUUCAAGGAGCUAAAAGAAGGAGGGUGAUUUGCCUGCCUUUAGAUGGGGAAGAGUUUGGCUGAGAGGAUAUUUACUCUUUGGUCCAUAUGGGAAGGGAAAAUGCAGUUUGUUGUGUGUAUUCAUUUCCUAGAGUUGCUGUAACAAAGUACCACAAACUACAUGACAUAAAACAACAUCAAUUUGUUCUCUGAUAGUUCUGGAGUCUCGAAGUCCCAAAUCAAGGUGUUGGUGGUGCCAUGCUUUUUUGGCAGGCUCUAGGGGAGAACCUGUCUUCCAGCUUCUGGCAGCAGUUGGCAAUCCUUGGUGUUAACUGGGCUCAAAAAUGCAUCACUCCAAUCUCUGACCCUGUCAUCCCAUGGCUGUCUCUCUCUAUGUGUUCACAUUGUCUUUCUUUUGUCCAGGUCAGUCUCUGGGGCUCUUCUCUUCUUAUAAAGUCACCAGUCAAAUUAGAUUAGGACCUAACCUAAUGACUUGUUUUAAAUUGACUCUAUCUGUAAAGACGCUAUUUCCAAAUAAGGUCACAUUCACAAGUACCAGGUGUUAGAAUGUCAACAUAUCUUUUAGGAGAACACAAUUCAACCCAUGUCAGGGUGUAAGAUUUACUCCAUGGCUCUGGAGUGAUGGUUUUGAGGAGCUACCAGAUCUGCCUCAACUCUCCCAGGACCGUAACAGAGCAUGCAUUUACUCACGAGAUGUGUUAAAACUCUAAUUAGUAGGGCUGGGUGUGGUGGCUCACGCCUGUAGUCCCAGCACUUUGGGAGGCCGAAGUGAGCAUAUCAUUUGAGGUCAGGAGUUUGAGACUAGCCUGGUCAACAUGAUGAAACCCCAUCUCUACUAAAAGUACAAAAAUUAGUCUGGUAUGGUAGCACGUGCCUGUAAUCGCAGCUAUUCAGGAGACUGAGGCAGGAGAAUCGCCUGAGCCUGGGAGGCAGAGGUUGCAGUGAGCCAAGAUCAUGCUACUGCUCUCCAGUCUGGGCAACAGAAUGAGACCCUGUCUC